Arabidopsis lyrata subsp. lyrata is the source of this 1192-nucleotide messenger RNA. RefSeq names its product UPF0603 protein At1g54780, chloroplastic. The record is from RefSeq and is a predicted model, not a curated record. The transcript is spliced from 3 exons. Lineage: Eukaryota; Viridiplantae; Streptophyta; Magnoliopsida; Brassicales; Brassicaceae. The coding region runs from base 166 to 1023 and encodes 285 amino acids.
AAAAUGUGGUUGGCCUUAGCCUUGGCCCUGGAAUAAAAACAUUAUCCAGAAAAUCUAACAUUUCCACCAAUCCUUCACUUCCUUUCACGAUCCCAAACCAACACAAGAAAAUGCAACAAAAUCUUCUCCAUCUCUGAACUCAAAAACUCAUUCUCUAAAAAAAAAAUGGAGACCCUUCUCUCCCCUCGUGCUCUCUCUCCUCCUCUCAACUCCAAACCCACUUCCACUCACCAGACCAAACCCACUUCACAUUCCUUGUCUCUCUCAAAACCCACAACCUUCUCCGGUCCUAAACACCUCUCCACCCGGUUCACUAAACCGGAAUCAAGAAACUGGUUAACAGAUGCAAAGCAAGGACUAGCUGCUUUAGCUUUAUCUCUAACUCUCAGUUUCUCACCUAUUGGCACUGCUUUAGCUUCUGAGUUCAAUAUCCUCAACGAUGGUCCACCAAAAGACACUUACGUAGUCGACGAUGCUGGUGUUCUAAGUCGAGUGACGAAGUCAGAUCUUAAGAAGCUUUUGUCUGAUCUUGAAUACAGAAAGAAACUGAGACUCAAUUUCAUUACUGUCCGAAAGCUCACUAGUAAAGCAGAUGCGUUUGAGUAUGCAGACCAAGUUUUGGAGAAAUGGUACCCUUCAAUUGAAGAAGGUAACAAUAAAGGUAUUGUUGUUUUGAUCACAAGUCAGAAGGAAGGAGCUAUUACUGGUGGUCCUGCUUUUAUUGAAGCUGUUGGUGAAAACAUUCUUGAUGCUACCGUCUCCGAAAAUCUUCCCGUACUAGCAACGGACGAAAAAUACAAUGAGGCGGUAUAUAGCAGUGCAAAACGGUUGGUUGCAGCUAUAGACGGUCUACCAGAUCCCGGUGGUCCAACAGUAAAGGAUAGCAAGAGAGAAUCAAAUUUCAAGACGAAACAAGAAACCGACGAGAAGAGAGGACAAUUCAGUCUUGUCGUUGGAGGAUUACUUGUAAUUGCCUUUGUAGUUCCCAUGGCACAGUACUUUGCUUAUGUCUCCAGGAAGUAAGUAAACUCGGUUCACUCUCGUAAACCAAACCGAUCAGGUCAGAACUUUGUUUUACCUCGGUUAUUUGGUUAUGGUUUCUUGGUAAAUUGGUUUAUUUGAGCAAUAUAAGUAAAUACAUUAGUAACAGAAAACUAAAGAAUGAAUGUAACAGCAUUGUUUAAAAUUUUAA